Molecule: messenger RNA, 1471 nt
Organism: Tribolium madens (black flour beetle)
Lineage: Eukaryota; Metazoa; Arthropoda; Insecta; Coleoptera; Tenebrionidae
Product: transcription factor Sox-21-A-like
Exons: 2
Coding region: 185-913 (242 amino acids)
Biological process (GO): regulation of DNA-templated transcription; anatomical structure morphogenesis; cell differentiation
Molecular function (GO): RNA polymerase II cis-regulatory region sequence-specific DNA binding; DNA-binding transcription factor activity, RNA polymerase II-specific
Source: RefSeq, a predicted model, not a curated record
UUCCCUCCACCCUCCUAAAUCAACAAGCUCGGGGAAGUGUUUUCAGAUCACAGCGUGGUGUCAGUUCAUCUCAACCACAACCCAGUGCAAGUUAGAAAACGAUCUUAUAACAAACAAUCCCACUUGUGUCAAAAUAAUGCCCUGAAUUAUCGUGACAUUUGUAAAAAUUUUAGUGAGUCCAAAAAUGUCCUCACCGAAACCCAUCCAUCAUGGUCAAGAGCACAUCAAGCGGCCCAUGAACGCGUUCAUGGUAUGGUCACGAGGACAACGCCGUAAAAUGGCCCAAGAAAACCCAAAAAUGCACAACUCCGAAAUUUCCAAACGGUUGGGUGCGGAAUGGAAACUACUAAGUGAGUCAGAGAAAAGACCCUUCAUCGAUGAAGCCAAGCGAUUGAGAGCCCUCCACAUGAAGGAACAUCCUGACUACAAAUACCGUCCACGAAGAAAGCCCAAACCCCUCCUCAAGAAAGAACCAAAAUUCGGCUUCUCAAUAUCGCCACUAAUCUCGCCACCCAUGGACGGCCAGAGCAUACCAAGAUCCAUGGUUCCUCCCAUCUCCGUCGCCACAAGCCUUCCAUCCCUCCUUUCGCACCAUCAUCCCGACCAAGACCCCCUAAAAAUCCCCCGAACUCUCUUCCCUCCACUCCCUUACUUGUACCCUUUUCGGCACCCGGAAGAAUCCAAAUUCGCCGCUGAACUAGCCCUCCUGUACAGUAACAGCCACCUAUACCCCCCGAGCAUCAAUUGGCCCCUCAACAAUCUGACAAGCAACGUCAAUGGUCCUUGUAACAUUUGCCCUCCCGCGUUUCCCCGCCGAACUCCCAGUCCCGAGGCCAUGAAAAGACCCGUCUGCGUCAUAAUGAAAAACGACGAAUUUCGAAACGAAACCAUUCCUGCAGGCCACGUUAUAUGAAAACCACUUCCGGUUCUUCCGGAAAGGUUGAACCUAGGAACUUGGUUUAGUGAUAUAGCGAAUUUAGCUACUAGUUCGGUAGGAUCAGCACCGCAAACGACGAAUUCUUUGAAUGUGGGCCAAGAUGGUGCCUCCGGGAGGGAUAGUUGCAGUCCGGGAGCUUUGAGUGACAAAAUCAGUUCUUAUAAUAACUAAAGUUUGUUGUGUGAUACGGUGUCUAAUUUACGCAAAGUUUAUUGAAUUUUAAAGAUAAUAGAAAUAUAAUUAUGUGUUAUAUGAGAAUUAAGAUAAUUGUGCGGUUUUAGUAUUUUGCAGGGUUGGUGCAAUUACUUUUUAUUUAGAUAAACGUUUUCAUGUUGAUCAUUAAUAGAAUUUGAUUGAAUUGAUUUUGUUUUAUUGCGAUUUUUCCUGUUUGUUACGUUUGGAUUAUUUUGUUAUAACAAGAUGUAAACAGAUAUGUUUGUUAUUUUUGUUCUUUGGGUCCCAAUAGAGUGUAGCAUCAAUGAAAUAAAUGUAAUAAAAUUGUUACGUACUAGAAAAAAUAAAUUUUUUCAAGAC